Sclerotinia trifoliorum is the source of this 3865-nucleotide messenger RNA. The record is from the annotation of a GenBank genome assembly. NCBI's taxonomy places the organism in Eukaryota, Fungi, Ascomycota, Leotiomycetes, Helotiales, Sclerotiniaceae.
UAAUAGUAUGAACUUAUGUAUCUGAUAAGAUAGUAUGAGGGGGAACAUAAUAUGAUACUCUCAUGAGUUGCGGCUAGUAGCGGGGUAGAUGUGAUGAAUAUCUCCAUAUUUUCUCAAGGUCCAUGCGUAUUGCUGUGUUUUUAUACAUCCAUAGUACUAUCGGAAUAACUCGAUUCAUCUUCACAAUAAAAAUAUAUUAGUGUAAUCCAUGUAUACAGAUAUACAAAUACUUAGGUAGUUAGUCAUGGCUCAUCAUCAUUCUUCAUCACUCAUUUUCCCGUUAAUCAGCCGAGAUAAAGAAAGCACGAGCCACACUUUUCAAUAGCUUCUAACGCCACAGCUCUUAUCCAAAACCGCAGAACGUGGCCAGUUCUAUACAAUCAAUACAACAACUCCUGGUAGAACAUCCCGAUUUCCUUUAUCAGAAAACGCUAAGUAUGAGAAUGGAUACUUAACUCACAUACAGAGAGUAUCGGUAAAGAGGAUAUGGUCACUUUAGAACUCAUUUAAUCAUCACCUUUUUGAUUGAGCAUUGAGCACGCCAGAUACACAUAAAGCUUGAAGCUUGGAGCUAGAGCCCCCAUCUCCCAACUCCACUGGUUCGCAGGUUGAUUGUUGAGCUGAAGCACAAUGGGUUCAAGGCUUGCUUGGUAUGCUGGUAUCUCCACUGCUUUGGCGGGUGGAGUAAUUCUUUCCGCUUUUCAUCAGCGCGCAAACUUCUAUUCAGCAUGUGUUUACCUAGCGCAAAGUAAUUUGUGUCUUAUGGUAUGUAGAUUCUGAGCUUCAAGCUCUUGAUCGAUGGGCAUUACUGACUUCUUACAGAUUCUGAUCAAUUUGGUAUGCUCUAACCUAGAUUUCCUAUCGUCACUUUCUGCGAUGUCACCCUGCCGAAGCUUCCGUUUGCUGACAAAUCUUAGAUUCUAUUUGUCUUUUCCAGUUUCAUGUACGGACUUCAACGACUCUGCUACGGCCCUCUUCGUCCCAUCGAAGUCGAACAAUUAUACGAGAAAGCUUGGUUCGCCAUCACAGAAACAUGCCUUGCCAUGACCAUAUUCAGGGAGGAAGUCGGGGCUUGGUUCCUUGUAAUGUUUGUCGCUCUUCUUACCGGCAAAGUCUGGGGAUGGAUCGGUGAUGGACGAGUUGAGAUCUUAGAACAGCAACCGCCUGCCAAUCCGAAACUCUUUCAUAUUCGAUUAUCCAUAUCUUUGGCGAUUUCGGUCUUGUACGAUGCAUGGUUGAUGAGUUAUACAAUUAAUACGGUGAUCCAACAGGCGAGGCCAAAUAUGAUGGUCAUGUUUCUGUUUGAGUUUGCCGUUUUAACCGUCUCAAGUUCUUCCACGGCUUGUAGAUAUAUCAUCUCGGUGAUGGAAUCGAGGGUAGUUAAGAAGCAGACACAAGAGAGACUAAUCGAGAGAAAGAGGGAGGUUAGAGAGGAAAGGGCAGAAAUCAUCAGGCAGAGAGAAAUCGCGCGCGCGGCAGCUGGUGAGAAUUAUCAAGAACCUACUACACCUUUACCCUCCGAGGACGAUAUUGAAGAAAUGGAUAUUGAAGUUGCGGGAUGGGAAGCAAAGGGUCAAUGGGUUUUGACACUUGAUUUGAUAACCGGUGAGCUCAUAUGCGUACUUUGCCUUUUUGCUUUUGCUAAUUUGGAAAUAGACUUCAUGAAGUUAUCGAUCUACUCAUCAUUCUUUUUCAUCCUUUUCACAUUCUACGGUCUACCUAUACAUAUUAUGCGAGAUCUUUUUGUUACGGCAAGAUCAUUCAUCAAACGACUUACCGCAUUUUUAAGAUACCGCAGGGCAACUCACGAUAUGAACUCAAGAUAUGAGGACGCGACUGUCGAGGAUAUUCAGAGGGAAGAUACAUGCAUUAUAUGCCGCGAGGAAAUGCGACCUUGGUCUGUAACAAAUCCACCGGUACCUGCUGGAGCACAACCCAGACCAGGUAGUGUCAACGAACGUACAAGGCCCAAGAAGUUACCUUGUGGGCAUAUUCUUCAUCUAGGAUGUUUGAAGAGUUGGCUUGAAAGACAACAAGUAUGCCCAACAUGUCGAAGUCCUGUAGUAGAAACUCCUCAAAAUGCACAAGCCAAUGCCAAUCGAAAUGCAAGAGCUAAUCAACCUGCUCCCGGUCAACAGGAUGGACCUGCGGGUGCACAGCCACCAGCAGCUCCUGGUCGUGGCCGUGGAAUGCGUAUGCUUAAUCUUGGACCAAUCAGAGUAGGUUUUGGACAAGCGAAUCUUAAUGAUUUUGCCGGCCUUCAAAAUCCUCCAGGAGGUCAAGCAAAUGCCGCAGGAGCAGGACCUAGGGUUUAUGGCCUGGAAUUGGGUAUUCCCCGUAGAGCUCAGCCUCAAGCCCCACAACCUCCUGUGUAUACUGGAGAGCACAUCGCAGUACCACCUGACCAACUACAACAACAUUUAGAAGAACUCGAACAACAAGUCGCCCAGGAGAUUCGAAACUUGCAGUUGGCUCAUCAGCAGCUGUUGGUUGUCCAAUUGUUACAAGGCGAACUAGCAAGACUGAGAAAUUUACAAAAUAACGCCUUGGAUCCUCUGGCCCCACACUUCCCCUUACCGCAAUUGCCCCAGGUUCCCAACUUUCAGAAUCCGCCACAAAUCCCUCCUUCAUCCAGUAGUCGAACAACAAAUCUGCCACAAAUUUACCGACAUGGCGUACGGCCCAAUACCUCAGAAAUACCAUCAGGUAGUGCUGACCUUCCACCUGGAGUUGUCAUACCAGAAGGCUGGUCACUUCUCCCGUUGGAAAGACUACACAAUGCCCAUUCACCGGGCCAAGCAGGAACAUCAGAGACAUGGACAGGACCUGCAGCAACAUCAACAUCUGAUGACCCGAUCAUAGCUUCCACAUCUACACAAAAUGUAGCCAGCCCUAUUAAUUUGGGAGGUGAAGGUUCUAACAAUAGCGCCACACCAAUUAAUACCGAACAAGCUCACUCGCAAGCCGGUUCGAUCGAUUCUUCUGAAACAAACGCCGAUGAUACUCCACCAUCUAUUUCGGCUGACCAAUCUACAUCUACAAUUAAUGCAUCUACAAAUACAAAUCCAUUUGUUAAUCCUCCUAGUUUACCUAACUGGGGUAAUUCACAACUAUUUUCAGGAUCAACUUUGGCGGAUAAUCAAAAUCUUGAUGGAGCUCGUUCACUGUCAACUUCAGCUCCACAUCAAGGGAGUGAAAAUUUAAAUCCUCACGUCUCUCUCGAUGAGAUGACAGGUACUAGUGAAUCAGCUAGUAGUUCAGCGGAACCCAAUGAGCCAAGAUUAGACGAAGAUGGUGAGAUGAGGAGACGGGAAAAAGGAAAAGCCAAGGCGGCAACAGUGGAAGAUACAGUAGAAGAGGAGUAAUGAGGGGAAAUUCAUGCUUUGAGAUGAAAAGUAGAUUGAAUAAUCUUGGUUUCCUUCCGAUAUUCACGUGGUUAUUUUUUAACGUGCAUGAUGCAUAAAGCCAGAGAUGAAGUGAGAUGAAGAUGCAUUUUUGGCGUUCUUAGGAAGGGAUUCUCAUGGAAUUGGAGAAUGGAUUGGCGCAUUUUCUACGUAGUAGGUAGGGUUUAUGGAUAGGCUUAGACAUAAAAGUAGCAACAUAAGCAUAGAUUUAACGAGUGCGUCGCAGCAUUACUUUGCCUUAAUUUUACAUACAUCACCUCUCAUAAAGUUAUCUUUAUGUCUGAUGGCUUGAAUUGGCUUGGCUAUGCUGUGUUGUGUUGUGUCGUGGCAGGAUGAGGAGAUGUAAUGCGAGGAUGGAGAAAGGGAAAAAAUUAUAAGAUUACUUACGUAUCUUUUUUGUAGUAUUGUUUAGUACUGGGAGGUAGAUAGGUGGAGUAGGUAUUUAUAGUAUUCUAGUAUUU